GCAUCUUGCCUGGUAAGCCACCACGUAGGGGAAAGAUGUCCUUCGAGGGAGCCCGGCUCAGCAUGAGGAACCGGAGGAACGGUACGCUGGGCAGCACGCGGACGCUCUACUCCAGCGUGUCUCGGAGCACAGACGUGUCCUACAGCGACAGCGACUUGGUGAAUUUUAUUCAAGCAAAUUUUAAGAAACGUGAGUGCGUCUUCUUCACCAAGGAUUCCAAGGCCACGGAAAACAUGUGCAAGUGCGGCUACGCCCAGAGCCAGCACAUUGAAGGCACCCAGGUGAACGACAGCGAGAAGUGGAACUACAAAAAGCACACCAAGGAGCUUCCCACAGACGCCUUUGGGGAUAUUCAGUUUGAGACACUGGGGAAGAAAGGAAAGUACAUCCGUCUGUCCUGCGACACGGAUGCAGAGAUCCUCUACGAGCUGUUGACCCAGCACUGGCACCUGAAAACGCCCAACCUGGUCAUUUCCGUGACCGGUGGCGCCAAAAACUUCGCCCUGAAGCCGCGCAUGCGCAAGAUAUUCAGCCGGCUGAUCUACAUCGCGCAGUCGAAAGGCGCCUGGAUUCUCACGGGAGGCACCCAUUAUGGGCUGAUGAAGUACAUUGGAGAGGUGGUGAGAGACAACACCAUCAGCAGGAACUCAGAGGAGAACAUCGUGGCCAUUGGCAUCGCGGCUUGGGGCAUGGUCUCCAACCGGGACACCCUCAUCAGGAACUGUGAAGCUGAGGGGCAUUUUUCAGCUCAGUACAUUAUGGAUGAUUUCACCAGAGAUCCCCUGUACAUCCUGGACAAUAACCACACCCACCUGCUGCUGGUGGACAACGGGUGCCAUGGGCACCCCACCAUCGAAGCCAAGCUCCGGAAUCAGCUGGAGAAGUACAUCUCGGAGCGCACAAGCCAAGAUUCCAACUAUGGUGGCAAAAUCCCCAUUGUGUGUUUUGUCCAAGGAGGUGGAAGAGAAACUUUGAAAGCCAUCAACACGGCUGUCAAAAGUAAGAUUCCUUGCGUGGUGGUGGAAGGUUCGGGCCAGAUUGCCGACGUGAUCGCCAGCCUGGUGGAGCUGGAGGACGCCCUGACCUCAUCCAUGGUCAAGGAGAAGUUGGUGCGCUUUUUACCCCGCACAGUGUCCCGGCUGCCUGAGGAGGAGAUCGAGAGCUGGAUCAAAUGGCUCAAAGAAACCCUGGAAAACUCUCACCUUCUCACUGUUAUCAAGAUGGAAGAGGCUGGGGACGAGAUCGUGAGCAAUGCCAUUUCCUUCGCUCUGUACAAAGCCUUCAGCACCAAUGAGCAAGACAAGGACAACUGGAAUGGGCAGCUGAAGCUCCUGCUGGAGUGGAACCAGCUGGACCUCGCCAGUGAUGAGAUCUUCACCAAUGACCGGCGCUGGGAGUCUGCGGACCUCCAAGAAGUCAUGUUUACGGCCCUCAUAAAGGACAGGCCCAAGUUUGUCCGCCUCUUCCUGGAGAACGGCUUGAACUUGCAGAAGUUUCUCACGGAUGAUGUCCUCUCUGAGCUCUUCUCCAACCACUUCAGCACCCUCGUGUACCGCAACUUGCAGAUUGCCAAGAAUUCCUACAAUGAUGCCCUCCUCACAUUCGUCUGGAAGCUGGUUGCAAACUUCCGAAGAAGCUUCUGGAAGGAAGAGAGAAGUAGCAGGGAUGACCUGGAUGUGGAAAUCCACGACGCGUCCUCCAUCACCCGGCACCCCCUGCAGGCUCUCUUCAUCUGGGCCAUUCUUCAGAACAAGAAAGAACUCUCCAACGUCAUUUGGGAACAGACCAGGGGCUGCACUCUGGCCGCGCUGGGAGCUAGCAAGCUUCUGAAGACUCUGGCCAAGGUGAAGAACGACAUCAACGCCGCAGGCGAAUCGGAUGAGCUGGCCAACGAGUAUGAGACUCGAGCUGUUGAGCUGUUCACAGAGUGCUACAGCAGCGACGAGGACCUGGCGGAGCAGCUGCUGGUCUACUCCUGUGAAGCCUGGGGCGGGAGCAACUGCCUAGAGUUGGCGGUGGAGGCCACGGACCAACACUUCAUUGCGCAGCCCGGGGUCCAGAAUUUUCUUUCCAAACAGUGGUAUGGAGAGAUUUCCCGAGACACCAAGAACUGGAAGAUUAUCCUGUGCCUAUUUAUCAUCCCCCUGGUGGGCUGUGGCUUUGUGUCAUUCAGGAAGAAACCUAUUGACAAGCACAAGAAGCUGCUUUGGUACUACGUGGCCUUCUUCACCUCCCCUUUCGUGGUCUUCUCUUGGAAUGUGGUCUUCUAUAUCGCCUUCCUCUUGUUGUUCGCCUACGUGCUGCUCAUGGACUUCCACGCGGUCCCACACACGCCAGAGCUGAUCCUCUAUGCGCUGGUCUUCGUCCUGUUCUGUGAUGAAGUAAGACAGUGGUACAUGAACGGGGUGAAUUACUUCACCGACCUGUGGAACGUGAUGGACACGCUGGGGCUCUUCUACUUCAUCGCGGGGAUUGUAUUUCGGCUCCACUCCUCCAACAAAAGCUCUCUGUACUGUGGACGCGUCAUUUUCUGCCUGGAUUACAUCAUAUUUACUCUAAGGCUGAUCCACAUUUUCACCGUAAGCAGAAACUUAGGACCCAAGAUUAUAAUGUUGCAGAGAAUGCUGAUCGACGUGUUCUUCUUCCUGUUCCUCUUUGCGGUGUGGAUGGUGGCCUUCGGGGUGGCCAGGCAGGGCAUCCUGAGGCAGAACGAGCAGCGCUGGAGGUGGAUCUUCCGCUCCGUCAUCUACGAGCCCUACCUGGCCAUGUUCGGCCAGGUGCCCAGCGACGUGGACGGUACCUCGUACGACUUCGCGCACUGCACCUUCACAGGCAACGAGUCGAAGCCCCUGUGUGUGGAGCUUGACGAGCACAACCUGCCGCGCUUCCCCGAGUGGGUGACCAUCCCGCUGGUGUGCAUCUACAUGCUGUCCACUAACAUCCUUCUGGUCAACCUGCUGGUCGCCAUGUUUGGCUACACAGUGGGGACGGUGCAGGAGAACAAUGACCAGGUCUGGAAGUUCCAGAGGUACUUCCUGGUGCAGGAGUACUGCAGCCGCCUCAACAUCCCCUUCCCCUUCGUGGUCUUCGCCUACUUCUACAUGGUGGUGAAGAAGUUCUUCAAGUGUUGCUGCAAGGAGAAAAACCCAGAAUCUUCUGCCUGCUGUUUCAAAAAUGAGGACAAUGAGACUUUGGCAUGGGAGGGCGUCAUGAAGGAAAAUUACCUCGUCAAGAUCAACACGAAAGCCAAUGACAACUCAGAAGAAAUGAGGCAUCGGUUUAGACAGCUGGAUACAAAGCUUAAUGAUCUCAAGUGCCUCCUGAAGGAGAUUGCUACUAAAAUCAAGUAGAAUGACACGAGCUGUCACGAAAAGGCAGUCUAAUUAUGGCAAGGUGCUGUCAGCCUUCUGGAUCGAGAAGUUUAAGUAAUGCUGCAGGACAAUUCUGCUAUGGACUACCGAAGGAGAAUUUUCUGGGUCCCUGGCUUCACUGUGGAUGGCUUUCAGGCCCCCCAGCAGGCCCACAUCUGAGAACAAAGUGUGCAGCUGAUUUCACUCUUUCGAGGGGUAGAAAGGACAAGCCUUCCCACGGCGGGCUUCCGCGGGGCAGGCACCUACAACCGUCGGCUUCCUAUGCCCUGUUCUGGUGUCUGAGUGCUUAAAUCCUUUCUCUCAUCCUUCAUCUGUCUUCAUUUUAUUUUGACAUGCGCAUAAAACAGAAGAGCCUUUUUCUUUUUUUACCAAAAAGACUGUAGCCUUGCUUUUCCUCUUGCAUUAUUUUGCUCCUUCCUAAUUGAUUCUCUAUUUCUUUUUUGUUUUGUCCUAUGUGACUAUAAUACAUUGAUAUGUGGACUUCCAAAUCAGGCCAGACUCUGAAACAUGCUAGAGUCCAAGGAACCUGCUCUUUGGGGGAAGCCAUUUCCUUUCUCAUCUUGCUUCUCACUUGUAGAGGGAGGACGCUGGGCAGUGACUGCCCCAGUGGGUCUCCACAGGAGCACCCCGGAAGGGAUCAGGGAUUGCCUUCCUCAAACAAUACAGAAGUCUCACGCAAGACAGAGCCCUGAAGGCCACCCCUGAUGGUGUUCUGGUGCUUUUCUUUCUCUUAUUAUUUUUCCCAUAAAAAAGAACACAUAGAUGUUAUAGACAGUACGGCCUCACAGAGAUGCAGAAGCCCUCCCUGCCUCCAGUCGCCAUUCCACCCAUCGCUGGGUAUUUUCCAUCUCUCGAUUUUUUUCUAGUUUGAUCUCCCUUAAAUAGUUUUACAUAGCGUCAUCGUCCUGCAAGCACAAUUUUUGUAACUUUUUUCCCUUAAUAUCUUAUCAAAGAUGUUUUGUUUUAUGUUUGAGGUAUUCCUAAGCAUUAUGCUAACCAUUUCAUAAUAUUUAGCCUCCUGUAAUUUCUGUAAUGCUGGUCAUUGGGAAGCUGUUCCCAGUUGGCCCUUGGGAAGAAUCUCUUUGUACAUGACCUUGUUUCUGCAUUUGGGUAAACUUCCCCAGGCUAGGUUCUAAGGACUAUCUACUGAUUAUUGAACCAGUUACAAGUUCACAAAUGUAUAGCAAAUAAGAAUUGUUAAAUUGAGUAUAAUAUGAGAUACACUCAGCUACAACUAUUAAAAUAAAAUAUUGCACCUAAUCCUUAUCUUAGGAAUAAACCUAUGUACUUAUUUCAAUAUUGUGUCACUAUAGACUUGGGGAGCUACCUUUCUGUGUACCCCAUCCUGGCCUUCACAAGUGGGAUUGUCUGAGCCAGUGUACCCACAGCAACUUAAACUAGCUUUCUGGUUCUGGGUAGACAGUAAACACAGUGGAUGAAGAAGAGAGUCUUAGAAGGAACCCAUUAAAUGACCAUCUAAUUAGAAAAAGUUCACAAACACUACCCCAAACUUCUGUUCUUAUUUUUCCAGGCAGUAGUUAACAGGCCCAUUCAGCUCCUGCAUGACAUUUGCAGGGAAAGCACACAAACGAAAGAUUUUUUUUUUUUAAUUUAAGCCCAAUAAUGGCUUAAAUGGGACUCUUAUUUGUAGGGCCCAUCAGUUCAUGGUUUCAGAUGCUGAAUGACGGGACAAAGCUUGAUGACAAAGCACAGCCUAUGACUGGAAGGCUCAGAUUUGCUGUGAGAGAAAAUGUCACUUCCACUUCACCAUGGCAACUAAAAUACCUGCUAUUUCUGAAACCCAGGAAGAAGGUCAUGGCUGCUCCACACAGACUGGAAAAUACAUAUGUGGCAGAAAAAAAAAUAAUAAUUCCUAGCCAUAAGAUUGAACACAGAGAGAAACAGUCCUAGCCUCUCACCCUAGAUUCAAGUGGGGCAGAUGAAUGAAAUCAAUAAAUUAUAUUUAGAGCUGCCACUAGAGGACACUAGUCAGAUAAUCUCUUUACUGAUUUCCCUUUUAUGAACCUGCUUGUGCAUUCCUAGUUCCACUGAUGGUUUCUGUUGGCUAAAUAGGUAGGCUCAUGUGUACCCCAGGGCCCGUGGCAAAAGUGAUUCUUCUGUUGAUCAGAGAGUCUCCAACAAGUCCUGUGUGAGGCAGGGACUUGUAAGAGUUGCUGCUUCUGCCCCUCCCAGGCCCUUCUGCAUGGUCCCUCCCUAGGCUUCCGGUUAUGUUAAAUCGUGACUUCCAGCGUAGCUC
Molecule: messenger RNA, 5628 nt
Organism: Octodon degus (degu)
Lineage: Eukaryota; Metazoa; Chordata; Mammalia; Rodentia; Octodontidae
Gene: Trpm8
Product: transient receptor potential cation channel subfamily M member 8
Exons: 26
Coding region: 36-3350 (1104 amino acids)
Biological process (GO): calcium ion transmembrane transport
Cellular component (GO): membrane
Molecular function (GO): ligand-gated calcium channel activity
Source: RefSeq, a predicted model, not a curated record